This is a messenger RNA of Cladophialophora immunda, 3330 nucleotides long. RefSeq lists its product as uncharacterized. Lineage: Eukaryota; Fungi; Ascomycota; Eurotiomycetes; Chaetothyriales; Herpotrichiellaceae. The coding region runs from base 868 to 2832 and encodes 654 amino acids. The transcript has a single exon. The record is from RefSeq and is a predicted model, not a curated record.
UUUGCCUCUUGUUGCCCUCAGACCCUCACGACCCCAGACCCUCUCUUGGUCAAACCUUCCUGCUCUUUUCCCUCCGUUUGCUUUUCAUCCAUCCGUUCUCCUGUAUCUCAACCCAACCUGCCACGCCCUCAAAUCUCUCAUCCUUCGACACGUUGACAGGAGCCCGCUCGCUGGUGCCAGUAAAAGUGCCGCAUCGAGCACGGCCCCCUUUACAUAAUCAUCCACGCGGAUCGGGAACGCUGGCAAUCCAUCGUCGAUCGGUCAAGGGGCAGCGCCGCAGUGGUCGGUCGUUCGUUCGCAAGAGUCCAAGCCAUCAGGGCCAGAAGAACAACAAAGAAACACACCACGCUCUCACAGACCACCGCAUCGGGACAGCCCCGUAGUCCGUGACUCGGCGCACCCCCCUGGCAGCCUGGAUCCCGUCUCGGUGCCGUUGUUUUCCUGCUGGGCUUAACUGGCUUUACUGCCACGGCUGGAUCUUGACUCCCCCCCCGUCGUCCCCUUUUGUCCCCAAACGUCAGCGGCUUUAACGCUGCGCAUCCGCCAAAUACCUCGACUGGGAACUCGAACUUGUCCUCAAAAGACGGUCGACUGAUUCCUCACCUCUCUGGAACCUGUUCACCAUUGUUCCCAUUGUUAUUGUUAUCAUUAUUGUAAUUAUUUUCAACCCAUCUCCCCUAUUCCCCAGUCCAUCAUUUUCACCAACCACCUCACCUCGAAAAAUCCCCGACCACCGACCGAGGCCAACACAAUGCACGCCACGACCCUCUGUUGACCGCCCUGUACAAAAACAACAACACCACCUUCAACCCACUCCUUGGUUGAUUUCCACUCCUUCACCCACUUGUACCAGAAUUCUACACGACCAUGGCUUCACCCAUACCUCCCGAUCCCUAUGUGGCCUUGGGUGUUUCCAAGGAAGCUGAUCUCUCUACCAUCCGCUCCGCUCACCGGAAACUCGCUCUCAAGUACCACCCUGAUCGAAUAAAGGAUGAAGCUCUGAGAGAAAAAGGCAAAGAUGAAUUUCAGAAGAUCCAGGAGGCCUAUGAGAUCCUCAGCGACCCUGCCCGCAGGCAACGGUAUGAUGAUCAGGUGCGGUUAGCAGAGCUUCGAAAGGAGUCCAUGAUGAGAGAUCCGCCACCGUCGAGCACAACCACUCGCACCUAUCCCAUGAGGCCUGCACCGCAAGCAGCCACAUCUCAACCCCGUGAUUACAACGACCAAGGAAACUACUUUGAGGAAGUCCGCCAACCGCGCGAUUCCUAUGAAUACCGCGACCCUUAUGAUGACAAACCUCCACGAGCAACCUCGCGAAAGUAUGCCGAGUUUGAACGACGCCCCGCCCCGCCUCCCAAGACCUCCGAGAAAUCUAGAAAACCCACGGGUGUCUGGCCUGGCAUGCCUGCAGCAAUGGCAGCUGGCAAGUUCAAGGCUCAAGCAGAGAAGAUCAGGAACAGCAAAGCAGACGAGAAGAGAAAUGACAAGGAGAAGAGGCGGGAAAGAACGGACAAGGCACAGACCAGGAGACCCGCAAACUUCGAGGGCACAGACAGCGAUUCUGAUUACACCGAAAUUCGCCCCUCGAUGAAAUCAUCUCGGUCCAAGACCACCUCGGCUUUCGAUCGUCCUUCGGAGAGACCUCGACCAAGCCCACGGGCCGAACGGUCUCGCGACUUGGAAGAGGAGAGCUUUGAUGAGAAAUGGGAACGACAUCACGAGGAGAGCAAGGCCUAUAUGGCCAAAGCGAACAACCGCCCUAGUCUGGAUCGCAAUGGAUCAGAUGCCUAUCAGUACUGGAUCGGAGAGUCCAAGGGCAGCGGCCGCAAGAGUGGCUCGGACAAUGAAAAGAGACCCGGGUCGUCCAAGGGCCGACGGACACUCCCAGAUGACUACUUUCCACCAUCUUUCACCAAAUCUACAACCUCUCCGUCCAACCUCCGAGCUCAUGUCGAAGAGCGUAUCCCGUCGAGACCCACGACGCGGGAGCGUGAAAGGGAGCGUGAACGAGACCAUGACCGAGAGCGAGAGCGGGAGCGGGAACGGGAACGGGACCGAGAUCGUGGCGACCACCGAAGACCCCCGCCUGGCCUGCAUCGUUCUCAGACUACACCGAUUCCCAAAGUAUCGUCAUCGAGAAAGGACAGUGCACCGGCCAAAGGCUCCAACUUGAAGCAUGGCGAGACAACAAUGCACGACUCUGGAUAUGGCAGCAGUUCCAGUCCGCACACGCCUGAGAUGCGGGAAGAGAGCCCGCCUAGGUCGGGCAAAUCGCGAUAUCCUUCGACAACGUCAACCAAGUAUCAAAUCGUCGAUCCGGAUCCUGACGCUGAUGACUACGGACGAGCCCCAAGGUUGCGGGAGGUGUACGGCGAGUACGACGACCGCUCCCACAGGAGGUAUCACCACAGCCCAGAACCCAUUGUGGUAGAGCCGUCACGGGACUCUGACCGCAGAAAGGAGAGACCGGAGCGCCCCCGGGUUGAUACCAAGAAAUCUCGCGGCGCUGCCAUGAUGCAGGACUUUAUCCCACCUUCCCCUACCAUGCGACGAAGCGAUUCUGCACGAUACGAGGAGAGACAAUCCCCACGGUCUCCCCGUGACACGCCACCUAUCUCGCGCAACAACAGCGGCCGGGAGAAAUCAUUUGGCGAGACCCUCGAAGACCGAGAGCCCUCGAGAUACACCCGACCGUAUCCCACGGACAAAGUCCACAUAACCCCUCGUCGAGAACCGCAAUAUUCACAGUACGAGUAUCGCGAACCCGAUGACCGAUCUCGGUUCCGCGACGCUCCCCGAAUGACACCACGGCGGCCGUCGGUGAAUGCAUACUAACGAGCCGAUGACUUUUUGCAUGCCCUGUUGGGCAGGGCCUCGUCAGUAACCGACACAUUCCUCAGCUCGACCCCCUUCCGCUGGGGACAAACUUUCGCAAACCUUCUCUCACGUACAUAUCAGGAACGAGUCCACUCAUGGUCAUCUUUGGAUUCGUUGCCUUUGUCUAAAUACAAGCUUGUCGGGUGACGAUUGGGACCGGAUGGGGCGGGAGAGGGAAGGGCACGGUUGAAUGGAUAUGAAGAGACAUAUGGAUCAGCAUCCGAAUAAUAUGCAUCCUGAAGGAGGGUUCAAACAGACAUAUAUCCCAGGUCGACAGGACUUAUCGGAACCUACACCACCACAUGUGUAGCGCCAGCCUUGAACAAAGGAAAGGAAUUUGUCUGGGUUUUAGAGGAUCGGAUUGUAUAGCUCGUAUUAUAUGACAAAUAAUUCCCCAGUGGGAAUUGACGAAAUGAUGAACCAAAUUGAGCAUAGAAAAAAAAGUAAUCCAUAUGG